AUGAAUGAAGCUGUGCCGCACGUAUCUGACUGGGCACCCGACUGCACCGACGAGGGUACUCUCCAACGAAGACUAGCAAACUCGAGCUCUUCAAUCCACACUCAAUCUCAACUACUUGUCACCCCGACCCUUCGUCACAACGACCUUGGCAAGGAGGUCACGAUUAUGCUCGCCUGGAGUCCCAAUCUGGGCGGUCUCUAUGAGGACUUCUUUCUGAUAGUUUGGAGGGUCAGCAAAUUCGGGAAGUCGGGUCCAUACUGGGCUACUGAAACUCACACAACCCAGGCCCAGGUCGAGAGUGGGAAGGUCAUCAGCGCCGCGACCUCCGUCAAUAUCAAUAACAGCGAGAAAACAACCUUGACAAAAGCCAACAACGUCUAUCAUUUCUCUCCUCUCCCUCGCCAGUGCCAUAUAGUCAGGCUGCCAGAGGUGUAG
Suillus discolor is the source of this 435-nucleotide messenger RNA. RefSeq lists its product as uncharacterized. Lineage: Eukaryota; Fungi; Basidiomycota; Agaricomycetes; Boletales; Suillaceae. Bases 1 to 435 code for a protein of 144 amino acids. The record is from RefSeq and is a predicted model, not a curated record. The transcript is spliced from 10 exons.